Spea bombifrons (plains spadefoot toad) is the source of this 7055-nucleotide messenger RNA. RefSeq names its product myosin heavy chain 11 (gene MYH11). NCBI's taxonomy places the organism in Eukaryota, Metazoa, Chordata, Amphibia, Anura, Pelobatidae. Gene Ontology annotation, molecular function: actin filament binding; ATP binding; cytoskeletal motor activity. Gene Ontology annotation, cellular component: myosin complex. The transcript has 42 exons. The record is from RefSeq and is a predicted model, not a curated record. Bases 121 to 6066 code for a protein of 1981 amino acids.
AGAGGGAGUGCAUACUCAGGGGGAAUUUGGACUGUCCCAGCAGUGAGCUGUACAGGUUCCAGACUCUGACUCCUUCACUUCAUCCUUUGCUUUAGUAAUUGGACAUCUGUGACAGUCAAAAUGUCGCAAAAACCAAUGAGUGAAGAUGAAAAGUUCCUUUUCGUGGACAAAGACUUCAUCAACAGCCCGGCAGCUCAAGCCGACUGGACAGCCAAGAAAUUGGUCUGGGUCCCCUCUGAGAAACAUGGAUUUGAAGCAGCCAGCAUUAAAGAAGAAAAGGGGGACGAGGUGGUGAUUGAGCUGGCAGAAAACGGGAAGAAAAUAACAAUGAGCAAGGAUGAUGUCCAAAAGAUGAACCCCCCAAAAUUCUCCAAAGUGGAGGACAUGGCGGAACUCACCUGUCUCAACGAAGCCUCCGUGCUGCACAACCUGAGGGAGAGAUACUUCUCUGGUCUUAUUUAUACAUAUUCUGGGCUUUUCUGUGUUGUGGUCAAUCCAUACAAGUUCCUUCCAAUUUAUUCAGAGAAGAUUAUCGAUAUGUACAAAGGCAAAAAAAGACAUGAAAUGCCCCCCCAUAUCUAUGCCAUAGCAGAUACGGCGUACAGGAGUAUGUUACAAGAUCGGGAAGAUCAGUCCAUUCUGUGCACAGGUGAAUCCGGGGCAGGUAAAACAGAAAAUACCAAGAAGGUUAUUCAGUACCUGGCUGUAGUGGCUUCCUCUCACAAAGGGAAGAAAGACACCACCAUAACGCAAGGCCCGUCUUUUGCAUACGGAGAGCUGGAAAAACAGCUACUUCAGGCCAACCCAAUCCUUGAAGCUUUCGGUAACGCCAAAACUGUGAAGAAUGACAACUCUUCAAGAUUUGGUAAAUUUAUUCGGAUCAACUUUGAUGUGACCGGCUACAUUGUUGGAGCCAACAUAGAAACCUAUUUGCUUGAAAAAUCCCGUGCUAUCAGACAAGCAAAAGACGAAAGAACCUUUCACAUCUUUUACUAUAUGAUCGCUGGUUCCAAGCCUGCAUGGAGAGAGGAGCUGCUGCUCGAAGGCUUCGGAAACUACACAUUCUUAUCCCAUGGCUACGUACCGGUUCCUGGACAAGAUGAUGGAGAAAUGUUUCUAGAAACAUUGGAAGCCAUGGCUAUCAUGGGUUUCACUGAAGAUGAACAGCUAUCCAUGAUGAAGGUGGUAUCCUCCGUUCUGCAACUUGGUAACAUCGUCUUCAAGAAGGAAAGGAACACAGACCAAGCCUCUAUGCCAGACGACACCGCUGCUCAAAAAGUUUGCCACCUUAUGGGAAUAAAUGUGACAGAUUUCACAAGAGCCAUCCUUACUCCCCGUAUCAAGGUGGGAAGGGACCUUGUACAAAAAGCCCAAACAAAAGAACAAGCUGACUUCGCAAUUGAAGCUUUAGCAAAAGCCACCUACGAACGUCUCUUCCUCUGGCUGCUUAGUCGCGUCAACAAAGCCCUGGACAAGACAAAGCGGCAAGGGGCGUCUUUUCUGGGCAUCCUCGACAUUGCUGGCUUUGAAAUCUUUGAGGUCAAUUCAUUUGAGCAGCUGUGCAUCAACUACACCAACGAAAAGCUCCAACAACUAUUCAACCACACCAUGUUCAUCUUGGAGCAGGAAGAAUACAAAAGGGAGGGCAUUGAGUGGAACUUUAUUGAUUUCGGUCUUGAUCUUCAACCCUGCAUAGAACUUAUUGAGAGACCUAAUAACCCACCAGGUGUCUUGGCUCUCCUGGAUGAAGAAUGUUGGUUCCCAAAAGCCACAGAUGUCUCUUUUGUUGAGAAGUUGAUGCAGGAACAAGGAAACCACAUCAAGUUCCAAAAACCAAAACAACUGAAGGACAAAACCAUAUUCACAUUAGUACAUUAUGCAGGAAAGGUGGACUACAACGCCACUAACUGGCUGACCAAAAACAUGGAUCCACUGAACGACAAUGUGACCUCCUUAUUGAACCAGUCGUCUGAUAAAUUUGUUGCAGAUCUGUGGAAAGAUGUUGACCGUAUUGUUGGAUUGGAUCAGAUGGCCAAAAUGACAGAAAGCUCUCUCCCAAGUGCCUCAAAAACCAAAAAAGGCAUGUUCCGUACCGUUGGGCAACUCUACAAGGAGCAGCUGGCCAAACUGAUGACAACGUUGAGAAACACAAAUCCCAACUUUGUCCGUUGUAUCAUCCCAAAUCACGAAAAACGGUCAGGAAAACUUGAUGCCCACCUUGUGCUGGAACAGUUAAGAUGCAAUGGUGUCUUGGAAGGGAUCAGAAUUUGUCGUCAAGGAUUCCCUAACAGAAUUUUGUUCCAGGAGUUCCGCCAGCGAUAUGAAAUCCUUGCAGCAGGUUCAAUUCCUAAAGGAUUUAUGGACGGUAAACAAGCUUCUGUACUAAUGAUCAAAGCUUUAGAACUUGACCCAAAUCUGUACAGGGUCGGCCAAAGUAAAAUCUUCUUCAGGACUGGCGUCCUGGCCCAUCUGGAAGAGGAGAGAGACUUGAAGAUCACAGAUAUCAUCAUUGCUUUCCAAGCUCAAAGUCGUGGUUACCUUGCACGAAAGGCUUUUGCAAAGAGACAGCAGCAACUGACCGCAAUGAAGGUGAUACAAAGAAACUGCGCAGCUUAUCUGAAGCUCAGAAACUGGCAGUGGUGGAGACUCUUCACAAAGGUAAAGCCUCUUCUCCAAGUGACCCGUCAAGAAGAAGAAAUGCAGCUGAAAGAUGAAGAGCUUCAAAGGGUUAAUGAAAAAUUCCACAGAACAGAGAUUGAAUUGAAGGAGAUUCAAAUGAAACACAUCCAGUUAACAGAAGAGAGGAAUAACCUUCAGGAACAGCUUCAGGCUGAGACCGAGCUGUUCGCAGAGGCAGAGGAGAUGCGCAUACGCCUAGAAGCCAAGAAACAGGAGCUAGAAGAGAUUCUCCAUGAAAUGGAAGCCCGCAUUGAAGAAGAGGAAGAACGUGGACAACAGCUUCAAGGAGAAAAGAAAAAGAUGUUGCAGCAGAUGCAGGACCUUGAGGAACAGCUAGAGGAAGAGGAGACAGCCAGACAAAAACUACAACUGGAGAAGGUGACAGCUGAGGCCAAGAUAAAGAAAUUGGAAGAUGACAUUCUUGUAAUGGACGACCAUAACAACAAGCUAGUAAAGGAAAGGAAACUCCUUGAAGAAAGAGUGAACGACCUCACAACAAAUUUGGCUGAGGAGGAAGAAAAAGCAAAGAAUCUGACCAAACUGAAAAACAAGCAUGAAUCUAUGAUCUCAGAACUGGAAGUACGUCUAAAGAAAGAAGAGAAGAGCCGGCAAGAGCUGGAGAAGAUGAAGAGGAAGCUUGAAGGAGAAUCAAGUGAUCUUCAUGAACAGAUUGCAGAUCUGCAAGCACAGAUAGCUGAACUAAAGUUACAGUUGGCCAAAAAAGAAGAGGAGCUGCAGGCUGCACUUGCCAAGCUUGAAGAUGAACUUGCUCAGAAAAAUAACGCCCUGAAGAAAAUCCGUGAGCUGGAAGCCCAUAUUUCCGACCUGCAGGAAGACUUGGAGUCCGAAAGAGCAGCAAGAAAUAAGGCCGAAAAAUUAAAGAGGGACUUGGGAGAGGAGCUAGAGGCCCUAAAAACAGAGUUGGAAGACACCCUUGACAGUACAGCUACUCAGCAAGAGCUACGAGCAAAGAGGGAACAAGAAGUAACCGUACUGAAGAGGGCACUGGAUGAAGAGACAAGAACACACGAGGCUCAGGUCCAGGAGAUGAGACAGAAACACACUCAGGCCGUAGAAGAAUUAACAGAGCAACUGGAACAAGUGAAGAGGGUGAAAGUCAACUUGGAAAAGAGCAAGCAGGGUUUGGAAAAAGAAAAUUCAGAGCUCACAGUGGAAAUCAGAUCAUUAAAUCAGGCCAAACAAGAGGUUGAACACAAGAAGAAGAAGCUUGAAGUGCAGCUGCAGGAGCUCCAGUCUAAAUAUACCGAUGGAGAACGCGCCAGGAAUGAACUCACAGAGAAAGUGCACAGAGUCCAGGUGGAAUUGGACAAUGUUACUGUCUUACUCAGUGAAGCAGAAACUAAGUCCAUUAAACUUUCCAAAGAUGUUGCAAGUUUGGGAUCCCAGCUCCAGGACACUCAGGAGUUGCUCCAGGAAGAGACCAGGCAGAAGCUUAAUGUGGCUACCAAGCUCCGUCAGGUAGAGGAUGAGAAGAAUAGUAUCCAGGAGCAGUUAGAUGAGGAAAUGGAAGCCAAACAGAAUCUGGAACGUCACAUCUCCACACUCAACAUCCAGCUCUCAGACUCAAAGAAGAAAUUACAAGAAUAUGUAAGCACAAUUGAGACAAUGGAGGAGGGCAAAAAGAAGUUCCAGAGAGAUAUUGAGGCUAUGACCCAGCAGUUUGAGGAGAAAGCCUCUGCAUACGAUAAACUGGAAAAGACCAAGAACAGGCUACAGCAGGAGUUAGAUGACCUUAUUGUUGACCUAGAUAAUCAACGUCAACUUGUGUCCAGCCUGGAGAAGAAACAGAAGAAGUUUGACCAGAUGCUGGCAGAGGAGAAAAACAUCUCUUCAAAAUAUGCAGAUGAAAGAGACAGAGCUGAAGCAGAAGCCAGAGAAAAGGAAACCAAAGCGUUGUCCUUGGCCAGGGCUCUUGAUGAAGCUCUGCAAGGUAAAGAAGAGCUUGAGAGAGUGAACAAGUUACUGAAAGCUGAGAUGGAAGACUUAGUCAGCUCUAAGGAUGAUGUGGGCAAGAAUGUCCAUGAUUUGGAGAAGUCCAAGAGAGCUCUGGAACAGCAAGUGGAAGAGAUGAAAACACAAUUAGAGGAGUUGGAAGAUGAGCUUCAAGCCACAGAAGAUGCCAAACUUAGACUGGAGGUCAACAUGCAAGCCCUGAAAGCACAGUUCGAGAGAGAUUUACAAGCCAGGGAUGAGCAAAAUGAAGAAAAGAGGAGGCAGCUGGUUAAACAGGUUCACGAAUACGAAACAGAACUGGAAGAUGAACGUAAACAGAGAACCGUAAUAGCCGCUGCCAAGAAGAAGUUAGAAGUUGACCUUAAAGACCUUGAGGGACAGGUGGACUUUGCCAACAAAGGUCGGGAUGAAGCCAUUAAGCAGCUUAGAAAGUUACAGGCUCAGAUGAAGGACUUCCAGAGAGAUCUGGAUGAUGCACGUGCAGCCCGUGAGGAAAUCUUUGCUACUGCAAGAGAAAACGAGAAGAAAGCAAAGAGCUUAGAGGCUGAACUUAUCCAACUCCAAGAGGACCUGGCCGCAGCUGAAAGGGCAAGAAAACAAGCAGAGCUGGAAAAAGAAGAAUUGGCAGAGGAACUUGCCGGAAGCGCAUCUGGAAAAUCUGCUCUCCAGGAUGACAAGCGCCGCCUGGAAGCCAGAAUUGCUCAGCUGGAGGAAGAGCUGGAAGAGGAACAAAAUAACCUGGAGGGAAUGAGUGAGCGUAUGAGGAAAGCGGUGCAGCAGACGGAGCAAAUCACCAAUGAACUAGCCACGGAGCGCAGCUCUGCGCAGAAGAACGAGAGCGCAAGACAGCAGCUCGAGAGACAGAACAAGGAACUGAAGAGCAAGCUGCAAGAAAUGGAGGGCAGCGUCAAGUCCAAAUUCAAGUCCACAAUUUCUGCUCUGGAAGCCAAGAUUUCACAGCUCGAGGAGCAGCUAGAACAGGAAGCCAGAGACAAGCAAUCAUCACUUAAAACACUGCGUCAAAAGGACAAAAAACUUAAGGAAGCCCUAUUGCAAGUGGAAGAUGAAAGGAAGCAGGCAGAACAAUACAAAGAUCAGGCCGAGAAAGGAAACGCAAGGCAGAAGCAACUGAAAAGACAGCUGGAGGAGGCAGAAGAGGAAUCUCAGCGCAUCAACGCCUCCCGCAGGAAACUUCAGCGAGAGCUGGAUGAGGCUACUGAGAGUAAUGAUGCACUGACCAGAGAACUCGGUGCACUAAAGAGCAAACUCAGACGGGGGAACGAACCAUCAUCUUUUCCAACUGCCCGACGAUCUGCCGGGGGAAGAAGAGCCGUGGAUAACGCAGCAGAUGGGUCGGAAGAGGACGCCGAAACACGGGACUCAGAUUACAACGGAACAAAAGCUAGCGAUUAGUUUCUACUUCUUGUCACAUCACCUACCUUUGGACUUUUUCACUUGUAGAAAUUAGAUUAUCCUCUUCCGUUCCAGAGAAGCCUGUAACAAAGUGUUGCAAGCUAUUCUGGUAAAGAAGGGAAUAGUUUACAAUGCACCUGCAUCCCAGUGGCCCCAACAGCAACAGCAACCGUCCAAGACACAGAACACAAAAGAUUGUCAAAAGAAAGCUCACAGACCUAUUUAAUGCAGAGGCCGUCCGACGCAUUUCACAAUGGGCCUUGAUAAAUCAGUAUUCUCAUCACAAAAUUAAUAAGGCUGAAACAUAACGGUGAUAACGUACACGCAGCACACGGACCGUCUGUGUUAUUUCAUAAUACUUUCAUGAUUUGGGAAAAAGCGUUCUCCUCCCCUUCCGGCUUACGCUCCAAUAAAUUAAAGCCGCUCUCCCCGUGUGCCAUCACCAUUUCUUGAUUUUUUGUUUUUCCUAAAGUCACUGAAGAUUUUUUUUUUUUUUUUAACCUGAUACACAAAGUGCCUUUCUGAUCACCGGUAUUAAUUAUAUUUGUUAAUAAAGCCAAUGUAUUCCACAGUUUACUACUGCACCCUGAUUGUGCUGAAGCCACCGUCACUAAGAAAUUGAUAAAGCACGAGUAGUUUUAUAAUAUUGGCCCUCUGUCUCAGCUACACGUUUUCUAAGGGUAUGAUGAAAGCCGAUAUUUGAAGAUUUCCUCUGGUUUAGAAGUUGUGGAAUCUUGAACAAACCAGUUGUUACUAACCCAUAUGUAAUGAAUAAAAAAAAAAAAUUGGCUUCUUUAAUAAAGUAUAAUUUAAUCGCAACUUACCCGUGUUGUUUAUAAGGCAAAUUCAAUUGAGUAGAAGAAAUAUAGAUUUGUUUUAUUUGUGAGAUGAAAACUUUUGCAUUCUUUUGACCCUGAAAGCUUUAAAAAUACAUUUUAUUGUUAGAAGUUAUAAUUUACAAUUACCAAUAAACUAAUAUAAUUCUACCA